Dentiscutata heterogama is the source of this 957-nucleotide messenger RNA. NCBI's taxonomy places the organism in Eukaryota, Fungi, Glomeromycota, Glomeromycetes, Diversisporales, Gigasporaceae. The record is from the annotation of a GenBank genome assembly.
AUGGAGUACCGAUAUUUGGGUCAUAGUGGACUCAAAGUUUCAGUUCUUUCUCUUGGUGGCUGGGUUAACUUUGGCCGAGUUUCACCAGAAGUUUACGAUGGUGGAAAAUCUGAAAUUGAUAUGGGUAACGCAAUCAAGAAAUUGGGUUGGAAACGAUCUGAUUUUGUGAUAUCCACCAAAAUCUUUUGGGGCGGAAAAGGACCAAAUGAUCGGGGAUUGUCCAGAAAACAUAUUAUUGAAGGGUUAAACGCGUCUCUGAAAAGAUUGGAGUUGGAUUAUGUAGACAUUGUAUAUGCUCAUAGGCCUGACCCUGAUACCCCAAUGACAGAAAUAGUUCGCGCCUUCAACCAUGUAAUUAAUCAAGGAAAAGCUUUCUAUUGGGGAACUUCUGAAUGGCCAGCUCAUCAAAUAGUAGAAGCUUACGGUGUUGCUAACAAAUUUUUACUCAUUCCCCCAUUGGCUGAACAAACACAAUACAACUUGUUUCAUCGAGAACGUGUCGAACUAGAAUAUACUUCUUUAUUUAGAGAAUUCAAAAUGGGUGCAGCAGUGUGGUCACCUCUUGCUGGCGGUAUCUUAACUGGUAAACAUAACGAAAGAAUAGCUGAAGAUUCUCGAUUAGCAUUAGAAGAAAAUGCUGUUAUGCGGCGAUUAAAGGAUGGAUUGUUAAGUGAAGAAGGCAGAAUUAAGAUUGAAAAAAUAAAAACAUUAAAGGCAAGUUUUCACAAACCUAUUGCUGAUAAAAUCGGGAUGACACCUGCCCAACUUGCUAUUGCUUGGUGUAUUAAACAACCAAACGUUAACACUGUGAUCACUGGUGCAUCCAAACCUGAACAAAUAGAAGAAAAUAUUCAAGCUGUAAAAUUGGUGGGCAGGUUGACACCAGAUAUUUUAGAAGAAAUUGAAGGAAUACUAAAAAAUAAACCAUCGCCUCAGUUCAAUUACAGAGAUUGUUAA